Perkinsus marinus ATCC 50983 is the source of this 2551-nucleotide messenger RNA. RefSeq lists its product as hypothetical. The record is from RefSeq and is a predicted model, not a curated record. NCBI's taxonomy places the organism in Eukaryota, Perkinsozoa, Perkinsida, Perkinsidae. The coding region runs from base 41 to 2416 and encodes 791 amino acids. Gene Ontology annotation, cellular component: cytoplasm; elongator holoenzyme complex; nucleus. Gene Ontology annotation, biological process: tRNA wobble base 5-methoxycarbonylmethyl-2-thiouridinylation. The transcript has 21 exons. Gene Ontology annotation, molecular function: iron-sulfur cluster binding; acyltransferase activity, transferring groups other than amino-acyl groups.
GGCGUUAGUUGCUGUUGCCACUGCAUCUUUCCUCGGACGAAUGACAGCAGCUCCAUCAUCACUUGAAAGGGAGAGUAGUGAGGGAGUACCGACUGAGGCUUCUACUGUAGCUGACACGACAGCUGAGAUGGGAAGAGAACACAUGGUCGAAGGCCAGAAACAGUACGACAUAUGUACGACUGAUGCCCAGACGAAGCAUAUGCAGGCUAAGGACCUGUACACUGAGGAGUGGACUGAGUAUCAGCAUCGAGUGAAGGCGGAUACUGACUGGCCCAAGGUCGAGUGCUUCGUGAAGGAUCUCCUGGAAUACGAUCUAUCUACUGAACAGUCCUACAAGGCUUCAUAUCGAGCAGUGCUGCGGAAGGCCAAACUGGUUCCUAGUAAGGCCCAGCUGCAGGCGGCCUAUACUACCCUGGUUACACGGGGAGACGUCCAACAGAACGAACACUUUGAGCGCAUCUUCCUCAAGAAGUCUAUUCGUUCCAACUCGGGAGUAGUGGUCAUCACCAUAGUCACUGCCCCCGGACCCUUCUCUUGUCCCAAUGAUUGCUAUUAUUGCCCUAAUGAACCUGGCCAGCCGAGGUCCUACUUGUCUACGGAGCCGGCAGUAGCGCGAGCAAAUCAGAACAAGUUCGAUCCAGUAUUGCAGUUUUGGGACCGUGCAACCACUCUAGCGAGACAAGGACAUACUGUGGAUAAAGUUGAGAUCAUCGUCUUGGGUGGAACGUGGUCCUUCUACCCUCCAGAGUACCAGGAGCAGUUCUGCAGAGAUCUGUUCUAUGCUGCUAAUGUCUUCAACGAGAAUGCCAUCGCAAAGAAUAGGAAGUUGGAUGUAUCUUCCUUGGAGGCGCACAGCAUGCCUGCCCUGAAUAGCCUAUAUCGCGGAAAGCUCUCUUUGGAGGAGGAACAGGUUCGGAAUGAAGUUUCUGAUUGCAAGAUCAUUGACUCGUCCGGACUACAUAAACCCAACAGAGCUGAGAAGGCUGAGGACUCUAGGAUGCACAGAGUCCAGAUCGGUGUACAGCAUACGGACAACCAAAUAUUGAAAACUAUCAACAGAGGUCACACCGUGGAAGAUUCCAUUAAGGCCGUGAAGCUUCUGAAGGAGUCCUGUUUCAAGGUGGACAUUCACCUCAUGCCCGACUUGCCUACUUCCGACCCCGAGAAGGACAGGGAGAUGUUCCAGUUCGUGCUGGAGACCCCCCAUCUACAGGCCGACCAUUGGAAGAUCUACCCUUGUGAGGUCACCCCCUUCAGCACCAUCGAGAAGUGGUAUAGUGAAGGCAGCUAUAUACCCUACACCGAGAAAAACCCGAAGUUGCUCGUGGACUUAUUGGUGUGGACUAAGGCUCGGGUGCAUCCCUGGAUACGGCUUAAUCGAGUGAUUCGGGAUAUUCCGGAGGUCUCCAUCAUCGCUGGCAACCAGAAUACCAACCUUCGACAGAUGAUUUUCAAGGAGCUCGCCAAGCAGGGAAAGUACUGCAGAUGCAUACGAUGCCGGGAAGUGAGGGAUUGGCCUGAAGACGAUUCCCUUCUACGACUCGUCAAGCGAUGGUAUCGUAGUAGUGAUGGCGAUGAGUGUUUCCUUAGCUUUGAGGGGAGCAUUGAUCGAGGAGUGGGUGGUGGGGCUACUGAAAGAGGCAUGAAGAAGAAGCUGAAGAAGGAGGAGAAGAAGAAAAGCAAGAAGCAACGCAAGGCCCAGCGGACAGAGAGUUCUGCUGCGGAGACGCCCGGGAUGGGGUCCUUGGUCUUGGCCAAGCUCAGUGCGGGUGCUGACAAAUGCGUUACACUACAGCAGUCCGUAUGGAGAGCAGCUCGAUCUUGGGUAUUUGGGACUGGUCUCGAGGAUGCGACACCAAAGGAUAACGCUCCACUGUAUGGACUCUUGCGGCUCCGUUUCAACGACAACGGGCUGACCCAGCGACAUAAGGUCUUCCCGGAGCUCAGCGGCUGUGCUCUGAUUCGCGAGCUUCAUGUUUACGGCACAGUACAAGCUGUUCGCCAGCAUAAGGCUGAUAGAGCAAUGAGCCAGAUCUCCAACGCUACAUCGUUGCACUCAUCCAGUCACUUAUCAUCGGCAGCAGGGGGAACGGAUGUAGCUCCAGUGCAGCACACAGGCCUGGGCAGAAGAUUAUUGGCUGAAGCUGAGCGCAUGGCGGUCGAGCGAGGAUACUCCAAGAUCGCAGUCAUCUCAGGUGUGGGCGUCCGGAACUACUACAGGAAGUUCGGGUAUAGGAUGCCUGGUGAAGGAGUAGGCCACUUCCUUAUCAAGGAUCUCAGCUCACAGCUAGAGGCCCAUAGAGCUCAAUGCGAACGGGUUCGGAGGAGGCAGAUAGUGUUGGAGACCACAACCGUUGUCGGGAUCGCCACUCUGUGCGGCCUUGGGGUUGCGUAUCUGGCUCGCAGGAGGAAUUAGGGCAUCAGGCUCUAGUGGCAGCUGCAGUGGAGGAAGUUUCUGGUAGAGUUUCACUCCUUCUCCUCUUGCCUGUAUUUGGUGGUGUAUACGCUGCUGUAUGUAUUUGUACAACGUCUCAUAAUCAACCGCUGUAUU